GUGUAAUUUGCGCAAAAUGACGUAAUAUUUUGUCACGUGACCAGGGGUCAAGCUAGGCCAGCUGAUUACAAGAUGGCGGCGGUUUCUGUAGAAAAUCUCCGAAAAACUUGGAUUAAACACUGAUUAUUUCCUCUUCUGAGCGCAAAUCAGGACUAAAAUCAGACAUCGAAGAAGACUAAGAGGGGUGGAGCCACUGUGAGUUUCCUGCAGGUGCAGGUCGGACUGAACCAUGUGGUCCAGACUGUCCAACCUCGCGCAGACCGUGACAGACAAGUUGGACGAGGUGGCAACGGUAGAGGAGGGGAGUGAGGGUGGUCAGACAGCCCAGUCACCUUUGACCUCCCCAGACUCCAGUGCCGCGGGUGAUGCCAGCUUCAUGUCCGCAGCAGACGCCAGUUUCAUGUCCGCCUCCGACAUGGCGGACCAGUUUGAGGAUCAGCGCCGACUCGUGGAACAGCUGAAGGCCAUGAUCCGGGAGAAGGAUCAGGAGAUCAGGACCAAUCAGACGAAGUUCAAGGAGGAGAAGGAGACAUUAGAGGCUAAGGUGUCCAAGUUGAAGCUCCAGGCCAAGGCCAAAAUCACGGCCUUGAACUCACAGCUGGAGGAGCUCAAGAAAGGUCAAAGUUCAGAAGGAGGAGGGGAGAAGGCAUCAGAAGAAAGCAGUGGGGAGAAGCAGUCUAUCAACCGAGCACAGAUGGUUGUGUUGAAGAAAAAACUGGAAGAAAAGACAACCCAGCUAGAGGAGAAGCACAAAGAACUGGCAGGGAGAGAAAAGGAAAUUCUACAACAGAAGGCUGAACUGGAAGCUCAAAAGAAGACCAUCGAGGCUAAGGAAGAAGUUAUCGCACAUUUCCAGAGCGGUGCUGCAAGAGCAGGGACUUCAGAAGGGGAAGAGGGGGAAAAUCCUGAGGAGUCUGCUAAACUGAAGGAAAUGUAUGCUCAGAUGGUGUAUAAGGACCGGUUGGUGAUGGAGCUAAACAACAAAAUUCUUGAGCAUGAGAAAUCUGCGCUCGACCUUCAAGAGCACGUCAAGGAGAAAGAGGAGGUCAUUCAAGGUCGUAAUAAAGCCAUACAGUUGCUGCAACAGCAGAUAGCGGAGAAGGAACAAACCAUUUCAGACCAGGGGGCCUUGGUGGAAAAGCUGACCAAGAAAGUGGAGGAUAUCGAAGAGCGAAAUGGCGUCCUUGCCGAGCAGCUAAGAGAGAAGGAGGCACAACUGAACACCGAGAUCGAGAGCUUCCAAACGCUACUGACAGAGACCCGGCAACGUUACGAGGAAAGGCUUCAGGAACGAGAACAGGAAGCAAACGAGAUGCAGACUAAAAUGCAGGAGUUAAGACAGGAGCUGGCCAAGGGAGAUCAAGCAGACGUGCUGCAGAAGAUUUCUAGAGAGUUGGCCGAGAAGGAAGAAAUCCUGACCGGGAAGACGAAAGUGAUCGAAGUCCUGCAGGCUGAGAUGGGGGAGAAGGAAAGGAGGAUUCUGGAGCAGGGCUCCAAGAUGCAGUCCCUAGAACAACAGAUUGUCUCCUGGGAGCAGCAAUAUCAACAGGUACAGUCUACAUGGACAGACCGACAUCAGCAGGUUGUCACUCAAGCGACAGAGAACCAAGAGACUUUGCAGACAGCGCUAGCCGAGAAGACGCAAGCUCUUGAACAACUACACGGACAGAUGGCAGAGCUGCGAUCGUCGUGCGAGGAAGUCAUCAACCAGAAUAAGGCGCUGCAAGACGAACGCGUCAAACUUCAAGAGGAGGUUGCGAGAAUUCAGUUUGAACGCGAAGAGCGCGAGAAGGACAUCAUCGCAGAAAACGAACAGCAGCAAAAUUCCAUUGAGAAAUUGCAAGCUGAGCUCCAGGAAAGACAGCAGCACAUUAACGACAUGGCCACCAAGGCUGAGAACAAGUUUCUGAAGCUGAAGGCUCAGGCUAAGUCCAAAAUCACGGCACUGGAGGAGCAAGUCAAACAACUUAGACAGUCUGAUUCGCUCGCCGACGAUGUGGCGACUCUCCGUAACCGGCAGGCAGAGUUGGAGGAAGAGAAAGGUAACCUACAGAUGCAGUUAGUGGAUUAUGAGGACGCAAAGACUCUGCAAGCUUCCCUUGAAGUGAAGGUAAAAGAACUUGAAGAGGGAGCCCAAAACAUGGAGGCAAGAACACAGGAGAUGGAACAAGCUAAACAGAAGGCUGAGGCAGACAUGGUGACCUUGAAUGAGAGCAUGGCAGCCAUGACUGAGACCAUCCACUCAUUACAGAGCAUGCUCAGUGAGACGGAACAUGCCAAGGUCAAGGCUGAAGAGGAGCGAGUUGCCAUGGAGCUGAGGAUGGUUCAGGUGGAGGAGGAAAAGGAUGUUUUGGAGAAAUCGCAGCAUGACUUGAGGGAGCAGGUGUUGAGUCUACAGGCCAUGUCAGCUACAGAGGCAGCCGAGGCACAGGCAGCCCAGAUCAGGGAACUGGAGGAUGCACUGGCCAAUGCACAACAACAUUGGCAGGCAGCAGAGAACCGAUUACACGAACUUCAGAAUGGCAAUGGAAACGGACUGCUAGCCAGCACUGCAGGGGGUCUGUUUGAGAGUAUGGCCCCUCAACAAGAUGUGACAAGUCAAGUAGAGAUGCUACAGUCAGAACGGAGCAACCUCAAAGAAACCGUGCAACAGCUUGUUGAAGAGAAGGAAUCUCUGGAACACAGACUACAGGAGGCAGAAGAAAGGCUGACCCAACUAACAACCAUCCAGGCUGAGCGAGACGACCUCUUGCAGAAACACGAGGAACUGCAGCAGAAAUCAUCAGCCUUACAAGAACAGGUGGAAGCUUUGAAACCUGCGUCUGAAGGGAAGACUGUUAGUGAACUAGAGGAAGAACUGACAACUCUCAAACAGCAGGUUAAGGAACUGCAGGAGAAGCAACAACAGGACCAAACUCAGCAUCAGGAACAGGUUACCACCCUAUCAGAACAGCUAGAGUCUGCUAUGACUCAGGCAAGUUCCUUGCAGGAGCAAUUGACUGUAAAGGAGGGGGAACUCCAGGAAAUGGCACAGCAACUCAACCAGAAACAACAGGAGGUUAAGUCUUUCUGCGACAAGUUUGCUUCCAAAGAAACGGAGACGGCAGAACUGCAAGUCCAACUGCGGGAUCGGGAAGAAAAACUCACCUCUGUUACUGAGCAUGUGCAGUCACUGGAGCACAAGGUCCAACAGGACAUUGAGGAGGCAAACAUUCUCAAGCAACAGCUGAACCUCAGAGAGGAGACCAUUCAGGAAAUGAGAGCGGUGAUCAGUCAGAAGGAUGCUGACCUGCAGAGGCAGCGGCAUGAGCUGUCGGAGGUACAGAACGCCCUGACCAGCUCUCAGAGGGAGAUACAGGUCCUCCGAGAGGGGCAGACUUCAGAAGGUCAAAAGAUGGAGGCCCAGUUGACCUCGCUGUUGACCCAGCUGCGUGACCGUGACCAGGAGGUGUCACGACUACAGGAGGAAGUCAUACAGAAGGGCAACGAUGCCAUCUCUCUCCAGGCACAGUACAGCGACAUCAGUCUGCAGCUAGAGGCCAGUAGCACUACUCUCAAUGAGGCAAAGAAAACUCUUGCACAGAGAAACGACAUCAUAGAGGAGAAAGACUCCAAAAUGGCGGCCCUCGAGUCUCAGGUUUCCCAGCUCAGCUCCACGCUGGAAGUGCGAACAACGGAAAGCGAGAUGCUGCUGGCAAAGUUGACGGAGCACGAGGAACGAGGAAGGGCGCUAGAAGUUCAGACCAAUGAACUGAGGACUCAAGUCACUUCAAGAGAUGAAGAGAUUGAAGACCGAACGGCCAAGCUGAAGCGGCUACAGAUACAGCUGGAAGAGGAAGGUGAACAAGUCUCCACUCUCCACACCCUCAUCAACAAGCUGAAGACUCAACUCGCCAGCAAAGAUGAAGAGAUCAAAGAAAAGACCGUCUCCGUCGAAGACCUCCAGGAAAAAGUUGCGAGGGAGGAACAGAGAGUAUUCGACAUGUCUUCCGACUUUGCACACAUGCAAGAGCUUAUGAGUGAGAAGGAUAACCACAUCAUCUCGCUUCAGAGCCAAGUAGAGAAACUAACCAGCGACUUGAGGAACAAAGAGGUGUUUGGAGAAGAAAAGAGCCAAGAAGUUGAGGAACUCGGAAAAGAAGUGGGGACCCUCCAGAGCUUCAUCGAGGGUCUUAAAAACGAGAACCAAACCCUACAAGAACUGAAAUCAAAUGUGGAAGACCUAGAAACUCAGGUGAGCAAGUGGAAGAAGGAGGCAGAAAUUCUACAAGAAGAACUUCAAACUAAAGAACAAACCCUCCAAGAGAAGGUGACGGCAGAAGAAGCUUUAGAAAAGAAAGUAAGCACAAUGCAGGAUGGCAUAGACACCCUUAAGACAGAACUACAUGCAAGAGAUGAGACUGUUCAAGAAAAGAAUUCCACAAUCACUGAUCUAUCAAAUCAAGUGACUUCACUGCAGCAGCAAAUGGAGUCUUUGAAUACAGAACUACAAGCAAGAGACCAGAAUAUGCAAGAAAAGGGAUCCGCAAUACAAGACAUGGAAAGUCAAGUCAACACCUUGAAUGGUCAGAUAGAAUCCUUGAAGGACGAGCUCAGAGACAGGGACCAAAGGAUUCAAGAGAAGGCUUCCGUUACCGAGGAACUAGAAGUCAGAGUUGGAUCACUGCAGGAGGAGUUAGAGUCUCGAAAUACGGAGUUGCAGAAUUGGGAGCAAAACGUCAAAGAGAAGGAAGCUGCAAUUGCAGAGGUGCAAAAUUUGCUGCAGGAAAAGACUGGUUCACUAGAGGGAGCACAUGUACAGUUGCAAAACAUGGCUACAGAAUUGCAGCAGCAGGCAAGUACAGUAGAAGAAUUGCAGCAACAAGUGCAAAACACAACUGCUGAAUUGCAGAAAGAAAGAAGUUCUGCACAAGAAUUGCAGCAACAGGUGCAAAACUUCACUGUUGAACUGCAGCAAGAAAGGACAAGUGCACAAGAAUUGCAGCAACUAUUGCAGAAUACCACUGUUGAAAUGCAGCAAAAAACAACUGGUGCAGAAGAAUUGAGGCAAGAAGUGCAGCAAUUGACUGACAAAUUGCAGAAACAGACAUCUGAAUCACAAGGAUUGCAGCAACAACUAGAAAACAUGACAGCAGGACUCCAGCAACAGCAAGGUGCAUCUGCAGAAUUGCACCAACAGGUGCAGAACUUAACUGCAGAACUGCAGCAACGUGAUGCCAUGGUCAAAGACAGAGAUGCGACACUUCAAGAGAAGCAAUCGACUCUUGAAGAACUGCAAAACAGACUUCACAAACUUGAAACUGAACUACAAGAAAGACAAAACAUCUUACAAGAGAAAGACUCAAGCCUUGCAAGACUACAAGAGGAAUCAAACAUGCUUAAAGAGGGACUGCAAAUGCAGAUACAAAGCUUAAGUGCAGAGCUACAAGAACGGGAUAACGCACUAAGAGAAAGAGAAUCCAACCUCCAUAAAGUGCAAGAAGAGCUAAGUAUGCUGAAAGAAGGGAUAGCUUCAAAUGAGAUUCUUGAAGCUCAACUUAAUAGAACGCACACAGAGUUGAAUGAAAGGACACAAGCACUUAGUGACAAGGAGAGAAUGGUACAAGAACUUACAAGUCGCAUACAAGCACUGGAUGAAGAAUUAGAAGGAAAGUCAAAGCUUGUGCAAGAAACUGAAUCCUUGUUGCAAAGUUCUAAGGAAGAGAUCAUCCAUAUCAGCACUCAGUUGGCAGAAAGAGAAACAGACGUCCAGGAAAAAGAAAAGUUGUUGCAAGAACUGAGUGAAAAAGUCGACAGCCUUGCAAAAGAGCUGACAACAAAGGAGAAUAUUGUGGAAGAGAAAGACAACCUGGUACAGGAGUUGCAGUCAAAACUUGACAACCUUUCGUCAGAGUUGUCAGCAAAACAUCAAGUCCUUGAGGAAAAGGAAACUGUGCUAGAAGGGUUGAAUACUCAGUUGAGUGCCCUUAGUACAGACAUAGCCAACAGAGAUCAAGUUAUAGAAGAGAAGUACACGUUGGCACAAGAACUGACGUCCCAACUCAGCAGUGUUACAUCUGAAAUCUCAACGAUGAGGCAAACUGUUGAAGAGAAAGAGAUGCUUGCUCAAGAGUUGAACUCUCAGCUGAACAAUCUUGCAUCAGAACUGUCUGCGCGAAACCAGCUGGUCGAAGAAAAGGAAACUCUUCUCCAACAGAUGAACGCACAGAUUGGUCAAGUGACGGCUCAGCUGUCUUCACGAGACCAGGAAACCGGGACAUUGGUCCAGGAGUUGCAUUCGCAAGUCAACACGUUGACUUCGGAGCUUUCCGUAAAGACCAGGGAACUGGAAGAAAAGUCUUUCAUGUUCGAUGAGUUCAAGAUCAAGAUGGAUGCCAUCUCUAGUGAGUUAACAGGCAAAGACGCCAAGCUUGUUGAGUUAUCGGCACACUUGGAACACAAAAAUGCGGAGAUGGGAGCUUUGCAAAUGAACGUUGGCGAGCUACAAAGUCAACUUAAAACAGCCACUCAGGAACUAAAUGAGAGAAAUGCUGAAGUUUCACAAAUGAAGGUUGUCUUGGAGCAAAAGGAAGUUGAGCUUGGAAGUGCGUUACAGGAUCUUGAAAGAACGAAGGAGGACUUUAAGAACACAAGACAGGGGUAUGGUGAACAGGAGAACCAGGUGAUAGCAUUGAAGGAAGAACUCGAGAAGAAGAGUCAUAGUCUCACUGAUAUGGAAGAGAGAUGUAACAGUCUUGAAAAGGAGUUAAACAUGUCUAAAGAAGAGAUGACAAAGGCACAAGAAGAACACAGCAAGGUGCAAGAAAGAGCAGGUAAGCUGGAAGAGAAGCUGAAGUUACGAAUCCAACAACUGAAAGCGCUGAAUGAAAAAUUCAAGGAAAGUCAAAACAACGUAGAGGAGAAAGAAAGGGCCAUCAGUGAGCAGGCAAGUGAACUGGAAGCAGCUACUGAGCAUGUGCAGAAGCUGACCAAUCAGAUAAAAGAGCUGAGUGGAGCAGCAGAGCAAGUGGAAGUGUUGACCAAUCAGAUCACAGAGCAGAAUGUAGCCAUGGAAACUAUGAGGCAGCAUCUUCAGGCACUGCAGCAAGAAAAAGAGACCGUUGCUAACAUGGAUGCUAGCUUCUCUGAAGUAAGAUCCAAGAUGGCUGAAGAACUAGAACAGUGGAAAGCACAGUACAACAACACUGAGGAACAGAGAAAAACACUCAUGGUACAACUAGAAGAAAGGGAUGAGCAGCUUAACACAAGUAAAUUUGUACAAGAAAAUCUCUCAAUACAACUUGAAGAAAGCAAUGUGGCACGAGAGAAAGAAGCAAAGGAGUGUGAAAAUCUUAGCAUUUCCAUAGGAAAUCUUACCGAAGAGUAUCAGAAUGCACAACAGCAGUUGAUGCAGGCUGCAAAUGAUGUCCAAACUCUUCAGUCUGAAAAGGAGAAAAUGGCAGAAGAUCUUGAGAAAGCUAACACAGACAAGACAGCAGCAUUAGACGAGGUUCAAAAACUGCAGAGCUCCAUGGAAAGCCUGGAAGGUGUCAGGCAGAAGCUGGAAGAAGACUUGGCAAGAUACAGUCAAGAGCUGGAGUCCACCCAAAGUGAGCGAAGUGCUCUCCAGUCACAGUUAGAAAGCUUGAGAAUGGAAAAGUCAGAGAACUGGUCCCAGGAAAUGACGAGCAUCCAAGAAGAAUUGAGACAUGCUCGCGAUUUCUUGGAAGCAGCACAGACCGAGAGACACACACUUGCUGAACAGUUAUCAACCAUUGCUACAGAGAAGAAUGCACUCGAGAAGGAAGUAGCAGAGAUAAGACAGUCUAAUAGUGUCUUAGAGGAGCAGCUCAACAAUAACAUGCAGAGUCUGAAGGAGGUAACAGAAGAUAGGGAAAGGUUGGCAGAAGAGCUAGAAUCUGUGAAGUCUGAGAGAGUACAGCUGGAAACAAGCUUCACAGAAACCCCAGAGGAAGUGCACAGCUUGAGGAUGGAGAAAGAACAGAUCACAGUCAAGCUGGAGACAGCAGAAACCCAAAUGAGCGGCAAGACUCAGUCAGAUGAAGAAAGUUGCAAACUGAGGAAGGAAAAAAGGGAACAGUCACCCAUGAAAGGGGAACAAAUGACAAUCCUACAGCAAAAUAUAGCAAAGAUAGAAGAAAGCAAUGUUGAGCUGCAGAAGUUGAAUAUCACACUAGGCCAGAAACUUAAAGAAGCGUCAAGAUUUGAACAAGAAAAAAUAGCAUUAGGGGAACAAAUGACUACGAUGCAAGAGGAAUUCAGGACCUUACUGGUUCAGUAUGAAGAAAAAACCUCAGAAGUUCACGAUGAAAAAUCCACCCAGGAAGAUAAGAUACAAGCACUGCAGAUGGAAGUGGAAGCUACAAGGGAGCAGCUUUCAUCUCUCCGUAUGGAAAAAUCCGAAUUGGAAGCUAGGUUCAGUCUGCUCAAUGAAGACAAACAGCAGGUCGAGAACAAGUUGUCUCAGUCAACAGAAGACAGAAUGUCGUAUGAGAGGAAACUUGGACUUCUGCAAGAGCAGAGCAACACCUUGCAAGAAAGCUUAGAGAAGCAACAGGAGGAGAAGAACAAAUUGGAACGUGCGAUGGUGCAGGUGGAAGAAGAGAGGAACAGCUUGCAGCAGAGUUUGGCCAUUCUUGAGCAGGACCGAGCUACGCUGGAAAGGAACCUGUCACAGGAGCAGUCUGAUAGGGUUGAGAAGAGCCAGAUGGAAGAGCUACGACACACGAUGGAGACCCAGCUCACGACGUUACGCCAGGAGCGCGAGAACCUGGCGCUACAGCUGAAAGACCUGGAGAUGACGAAAUGGCAACUGCAGGACAAUCGUGAAAAGCUGGAGAACGAGAAGGAAGAACUUGCCAAAGAGAUGGAGCAGCUGACACAGAACAACGAGGACCUCUCACAGAAAAUGGAAGAACUGCAGGCCGAGAAUCAGGAUUUAGUUGGUGACAUAGAAAAACUGAAUAGUGAUAACAAGAAACUUGAAGAUGAGAAUAAGAAACUUCUGCAUGAUACCCAGUUAAAAGGAGAGGAGACCCUAAAGCUCGGAAAGGAAAAGGAGUCUCUCUCAUUGGAAAACGAAGAGUUAAAGACAAGAAUGGAAAGGCUGGUUACAGAAAAAGAUGACUUUGAAGAUCAGUUAGAUACACUUAAAUCCCAGAUGGAAGAUCUUAAAGAGGAGAAGACUUUGGCUGAUGAAGACAGUGGAAAGUUGAAGAAAGAAAUGCAAAAUCUUGCAGCAGAAAGAGAGAGUCUGCAAAGCACGUUGGACUCCCUUCAGAAGAAACUUGAAGAACUUGAGAAGAUAAAAGAGUCAUCGGACAUGGAGAGCAGCAAGCUAAAGAAGGAGUUGGAGCAUCUUGAGAUGGAGAAAGACGGUCUUGAGAGUGAGCUGGAGUCCUUGCAGCUAGAUUUCGACGAGCUUAAGAAGUCCAAGGACACUUCGGAUAGAGAGAACAGCAUACUCAGGAACGAGGUAGAGAAUGCAUCAUGGGACAAAGGGGAGUUAGAGAACCAGGUAGAAGACCUGAAAGACCAGCUGUUAGAACUUCAGAGGGCAAAGCAGACCUCUGAGUCAGAGAACAACAACUUGAAGAAGGAAGUCGAAAGUCUCGUACAAGAUAAGGAAAGGCUGGACACCACCUGUAAGAGUCUUGUGGCAGAGUUGGAAGGGAAGGUGGAUUCGGAUGCACUGAGCAGUUUGGAGAAGGACAGGGAAGAGCUAGAACUGGUCCUGGACAAGCUGAGAACAGAACGAGCGACACUGUCACAGGAAAAGGAUGCGGCAACAGCAGAGGGUCAACGACUUCAGCUAGAAGUUGAGUCCUUGCGGACAAGUGUGGAAACUUUGCAAGCUAGUGUUAAAAACCAGAAGGAAGAGCUUGAUGAUAUGAAACUGAGAGACAGAGAUCUCGGUGAGGAGAGAGAGUAUCUACAUUCCAGUAUCGCAAAAUUCACCGAAGAAAAGGAGAUCCUCGUAGAGAGAGUGCACAAACUGCAGACCGUGAAUGAACAGCUUGCAAAUAAAGUGACAAGGUUACCAGAGCUAGAGGAGUUGAAUCUGAGGCUGACAAAACAGGAAGAUAUCCUCAUUGCAGAGAAUGACAGGUUAAAGCAGAUGUGCGAAGACCUGAACGGUGACGUUCACAGCUUGGCUAGUGAGAAAGAUUUCCUAGCAAACCAGUUGGAAAAAGCACAACAGGAAUUAGAUGGGUUGAGGGAAGAAACAAAUUCUGCACAAGAAAGCAUCAUAAAGGAAAAGAGUGAAUGGGAAAGUCGGCAAGUUGAAGCAAAGAGAGAGGUUGAAAUGCUCAGACAGUCGCAUGAUGAUGGGAAUGCCAGAUACGAGUCGACAAAACAGGAGCUAGUUUUACUCCAGGACCAGUUCCUCCAACUGCAACAAGAGUUAGACCAAGCACAAGCUGAAUGUGAUGCUGCGAAUCAAGAGCUGGAGUCUGUCAAGGAUCAAUACGUUGCUGCAGUGAGAGACCUACAGACUGAAAAGCUAGAAGUUGCUGCAUUCCAGCAAAAAUAUGAAGACUCCGUAAUAAGCAAAGAAACUGCAGAUAAGGAGGUGGAAUCUCUAAGACAACAGUAUGAAGACUUGGAAAGGAAUCUUAACACAGUAAGACUGCAACUACAAGAAAGAGAAGCAGAAUUGUCAAGAUUCCAGGUGGAGAAAGUUGGGUUUGAGGAGCAAGUUAGGAGCAGGGAAGAAGAGGUCAAGUCGCUGUGGUCAAAGAUGGGAGAAUUGGAGGAUAGGAAUGAGCAGCUAGCUUCUCUCAAGAUGGAGUAUGAAGAAAUUGUCAGAGAAAGGAAAGAACUUCUGAAGCAGACAAGGGACCUAGAGGCUGAAGCUACUAAGAGUGCAGAAACAACCACCAGCAUGCAGCAGUUACAGACAACCCUGGAACAGGCAUUAGAGGGGGUCCAUCAGAGGGACAUGAGAUGUCAGGAACUGUCCAUACAGGUGACAUCACUGCUUGAAGAGCGGAACCACCUGAGGAUGCAGUUUUCCCAUGCAGCUCGGGGGUUACAGGAAAGGGAGGCACAGCUACAGGCCCUACAGCUGCAGUACCAGCACCUCUCACAGAGGGAGCAGCUAGUCUUAGCAGGACAGUCUCAGGACACAAUUGAAGAGAAAACAAUACAGACCAUGGAGUUAGAGAGCACAGAAGUCCAGAGACAGAUACCACAGGAUGAUCCAGAGAUAUACAACCUCAGUAAAAAACUAGAAGAGGCUGAACAGGCUAGAGAAGCGAUCGCACAGGAGAUGGCAACAAUGGAGGCUCUUCUACAGCAGGAACGUGACCAGAAGAUUUCCUUGGAAGAUUCUCUGUCAGCCGCCCAGUCUGAAAUCAAAGCAUAUCAGAACCAGCCUCCACCAAACAAGGAGGUUAGUUAUCGAAUCAACAUUGAUGGAGCAGAGGAAGCUGUUGAGCUCAACCCCUUUGACUACCGUGCUUUGAAGAUUACUCGGAAGAUGACACCAUGUUGUAUGACCUUGGACAAGUGGUUACGGGGUCGAAGCCUGUACCUGACCAGGAUGCUGAGAACACGUCCCUGCUGUCGAUUCCUCUCAUUUGCAUAUCUGUUCGUCCUACAUGUCAUCGCUUUCAUGUUCUUUUAUGCCUUCUUCUAAAUAUCACCUACGCAAGAUUUUACAGUAUCCCACUUAUCAAUAUCACAGAAAAAAAAGUAUUCCAUAAAGUAAGGAAGGACAAUAGGUAACGUUACUCUGAGAUCAUAAUUCCACCAGGUACUCUAAAACCAACAUAUUAAAAAGAGAUUGUAUAUUAAGAGAAAUCUACUGAUGCGGAAUCCGUAAUUCCCAAGGUGUGUAAACUUAACUUCAGAUGCCCAGGUGUUCAACACCUGAUGUUUAAGAUGCUCUUAAGACCUGGAUGACACUUUUACAAUGUCACAGUCACUGUGGUAGUCUUAGUUUACGGUACCUGGUGGAAUCAUGAGGUUAUUUUCAGAACAAUAAUGUAUAUUGUAAAUAGUGUACCUACCAGUAGAUAUCAAUACAAAUGCUUGUCCAGAAAGUUUAGUUUUAUUGUCAGCCAUAUAAUGUUUUUUUUUAUUCAGCUCAAAUGCCAAACUGAUGGAAAUUAUGGUUAAAGAAUGCUGGUAUAUGAUAUAAUGCUGCUUCCUAUAUAACGACUAUCAUGGACAGAUUAAAUGAUUGUAAAGAAUCUUAAUGCUUACACUAGAAAGGAGCAUCUGCUACGCAAUUAAAAAGUGGUAGAAAGAAAUGUAAACCAGAAAAGUUAGUCUUUAAUGAUUUGUUGCAAUUUACACAUUUGCUAUAAUUGCAAAAUAAUGCUGUCACACACUGGAAUUUCAAGUACUAAAAUACAUGUACUACUGUAGCUAAAAACUGACCUGAAAAUGUAUGAGAUAUUAGAGUAUCAGAGUAUUCUAUGUAUUGUGAUGUAUUGGGGUGAAGUAUGUUGCAGUAACCCUUGGCCUGUUUUUGUUUAUUUUCCUCAAGAGCAAAUCAACCUGUAAAUCUUGCAAAAAAUUUUCUGCAAAAAAUCUGAUUUUUUCAACAUGCUAUGAAUUUAGAGAUUUCAUGCUAAAGGUGUAUAAAGUGAAUGCAGGUGGAAUGUGUGGCAUAGCAAACUGUAUAUUCUAAAGCAUUGAUAGCUCAUGUGUUAAAUGUGAUAGACAGUGAUUUUUAGGGGGAGGGGGGCACUGAUUUCAUUUAUUACCACAGAUAGAUACAGCCUUGUCUAUACAUUGUAAAUUCUGUCCAUAUAUAAACAUAGGCACACAGUUAAUCCUUAAGAAGUAGUAGCAAAUUCUGUUACAUUCUCAGUUUGUCACAUGCUAGUUUAAUGCCAAGUUAACAUUUUAAUGGGAAAAUGUUUAAAACUGAGAAGAAGUAUUGAAUUCUUGAGAGUUAAAUUCAAGAUACCGCUGUGGUGGCUUCUAUACAGUGUAAAAUGGUGAUCAUGCUGCAAUUUAAGUGUACCUGUACAUGUAUAUGGCCUGUUGAAUCAUUGGUAGGAUAUUCGUUGCAAUCUUGUGUUGUUUUAUCAUAAUGUUUUAGCUUUUAAUGUCAUUAUGGGAACUUGUGCAUAAUGAUGAUUAUUGAGUAAUAAAUUGCUGAUUAUUGAGAACUUA
Molecule: messenger RNA, 13131 nt
Organism: Branchiostoma floridae (Florida lancelet)
Lineage: Eukaryota; Metazoa; Chordata; Leptocardii; Amphioxiformes; Branchiostomatidae
Product: golgin subfamily B member 1-like
Exons: 35
Coding region: 230-11641 (3803 amino acids)
Cellular component (GO): Golgi apparatus
Source: RefSeq, a predicted model, not a curated record